AUGGACACAUUUAAUAGUGCAUUUGGACUCGUUGAGGACACACUGACAGGCAUCCUAGAUGGACUAUCUGGGGACAGAACAGGAGUCAGGCUGGAGGACUAUGCAAUCAGAUUCCAGGAGCAGCUUAUGGUCAUUUACAAUGACAUUUUGAAGCUGUCCGAAGAGCUUCGAGAGACCUGGCGAUCCCCGGCCGUCCAAACCCGCCUAAAAGAACUAUUUCUGAGCGAUGCCCAAGAGGACAUUGCAAGUGGCCUGAGCGAGUGGAGGAAAAGCUGGGAACUACACAGCGUUGCUGCCUCUAAAAUUAAAGCUGUCGCCUCUCUGGACGAAUUUGCAGACACAGAGUAA
Messenger RNA from Giardia duodenalis, 348 nucleotides. RefSeq lists its product as uncharacterized. The transcript has a single exon. The record is from RefSeq and is a predicted model, not a curated record. NCBI's taxonomy places the organism in Eukaryota, Fornicata, Diplomonadida, Hexamitidae. Bases 1 to 348 code for a protein of 115 amino acids.